Seriola aureovittata is the source of this 3972-nucleotide messenger RNA. RefSeq names its product colony stimulating factor 3 receptor (granulocyte) (gene csf3r). Gene Ontology annotation, biological process: cytokine-mediated signaling pathway. The transcript has 17 exons. Gene Ontology annotation, cellular component: signaling receptor complex; external side of plasma membrane. The record is from RefSeq and is a predicted model, not a curated record. Gene Ontology annotation, molecular function: cytokine binding; cytokine receptor activity. Lineage: Eukaryota; Metazoa; Chordata; Actinopteri; Carangiformes; Carangidae. The coding region runs from base 291 to 2801 and encodes 836 amino acids.
UCAAAACAAGGAUGUUGCCGCUGUUGGUGCUGCUGCUGUUGCUGCUGUUGCUGCUUGGCUAACAAAAACAUAUGUCCUCCACUCUGAACUUCUUUGAGCUACACCGUUUCAUUUGUUGCUAUCAGGGCUGAUGAGAGCCACUCGUCCUUCUGGGUCUGCUGCAGCUGCUGUGUGAGAGACACAGUCGAGCCGCGAAGGCAUGUCUUUGUCCUGUUGGUGGCGCUUUGUUAACCAGCGACCAGAGUCCAGUGAAUUUUAAACGUUCAUGCUUGUGUAAUGGUUAUAUCAACAUGAUAUCCAUAUGGAUGUCAGUGAUUGUCAUGCUGGUGGCAUUUGUGAAUGGAGCGAGGAAUGAGGAUGUCAUACAACCAUGUGCGAACAUCCGGACGUCCAGCUCAGUGGUGCCUUUGGGGUCACCUGUCACAGCUACCUGUGUCAUCAGAGAAGACUGCCUUCCCGUCAUUGGACAAGCUGUUCAUAUAGAGUGGCGCCUUGACGAUCGCUUUAUUCCCAGCAGCCCUGUGGCCAACGAGAGCGGCGGGAUUUCUGAGGUUGUUAUACCAAGCUUCAAUCACACCAGGGCGUUCCUCACCUGCUGUUUACAGGCCUCUCCCGUUCAAGUAGCAGGAGGAGUGGAGAUCAGAGCUGGAUAUCCACCAGAAUCACCACAAAACCUCAGCUGUCAGACAAACCUCACUACCUCUAACACCCUGACCUGUAGCUGGGACGCUGGGCAGCUGGAGACGCACCUCCUCACACAGUACACCCUCCACACCAAGAUAUGGGAUUCAAACAGGAACUAUACUUACAAGCUACCAACAGGAGUCCACCAUUAUACUAUCCCUCGUUCUGAUUUUGUCCUGUUCUCUGAAAUGGAAAUAUAUGUGGAGGCGGUGAAUGAACUUGGAGAGGCAGCUUCAGUACCCAUCAUUUUGGAACCCGUCAGUGCAACCAAGUUUGACCCACCAAAGAUUUUAAAGGUUGAAGCUGUGCCCAAAAGGUACGGCUGCCUAAAGCUGAGCUGGAGCUUAUCGCAGCACCAGGCCUGGAUACGUAACUUCCGCCUGAACCUGGAGGUCCAAUUUAAGACUGCUGACAGUAGUCAAUGGAGUGAGCAACCAAUCCUGGUGAGCCGGAUUAAACCAACCAGACCUGUGGACCAGUGUCGCCUGCUCCAUGGGACUCAGUAUUUUGCCCAGAUUAGAGUCAGAUACCAGCAGAGUCCCUGGAGUGAAUGGAGCAGCAGCCAGUCUGGAGUCACCUUGGAGAGUGCUCCCACUGGACGCCUAGACUCGUGGGUGAAACUAUCGGGGGAUCACAUGCACAAACAAAUCAACAUACACUUGUUUUGGAAGCCAUCAAAACAAUUCCGCCCCAACAGCCGAAAUGUGUCAUACAUCGUCUCAGUGCAAAAACUGCCAGGUGUAAAGGGAAAGGUGUGCUCUUCAAUGGGGAAUUACUGUACUUUCCAACUUCCCAGGAAAGCAAAGAAAGUGUAUCUGAGUGCUGUAAAUACAGCAGGGAAAUCCUCCCCCAAUGAAGUUCGGAUUUACCAACCCAAAGCUCUUAAGGUGAUAUCAGACAUCACAGCUACUCCUCGCGAUGACCGAGCUCUUCUGGUCCAGUGGAACAGUGUGGAUACAUCAAGCAUCAUUGGUUAUGUGGUUGAAUGGAGACCUUUGUUAAAAACAGACCUCUCCCUCACCCGGUUCGAAUUUGCAAACAGAAACGAAUCCAGCAUCAUUAUAACAGGAGGCUUUGAGCCCUACAAGCCCUAUGGAAUCUCUGUGUAUCCCAGGUUUAAGGAUGGGAUAGGCCUUCCUCAGACUGUUAAUGCCUACUCAAGACAAAAGGCUCCAUCCGUGGUUCCGAAAAUACGGAUUAAAAAGACUUGGAAGUCACAUAUUGAGCUUACCUGGGAUGAAAUACCAUUAGACCAAAGAAAUGGAAUUAUCCAGGGCUACAAAGUCUUCUACUGGGACGAGAAGGGUCCCAUUAAUGUUGUGAGUGCUCACCCAAAAGAGAGAAGGGUGGUCCUGAAAGACCUCAAGACUGUGUCUCUGUACGAAGCUUUCAUGAUGGUCAGCACGUUCGGUGGGAGCAUCAAUGGGUCAACAAUUCAUUUCGAAAUGGAGCCAUUUGAUGCCGUUACUAUUGUGAUGAUUGUAAUCGCGUCUGGUGUUGGAAUGUCAUUGUUGGUCAUUUUCAUAGUCAUGACUUGUUUCUCCAACCACAAGAGGCUGAAGGGUCGCUUUUGGCCAGAUGUUCCUGAUCCAGCUAACAGCAGCAUCAAGAGAUGGACAUCAGAGUCAACACAGGAUACACAACCUUCCUGGGACAAUGACGAGCCCAAUCCAAUAUACCUGUCCCACCUCAGCUUCCUUGACUUCCCAAUGAAACUAAGCAAACACGAGGAUGAUCUUUGGUUAAACAGUGCAGAGGACACCAGUGACCUGGGAGAGUCCAUUUGUGGUUCACCGUUCAUCCCUGGAUACUCUGGUUCAAACAGCUACUCUGUUCCUUAUGCCACUGUGAUCUUCUCCAGUCCAUGCAGAAGCCCUCCACCCAAAGAGCCUCAUGUCUACCUCCGCUCUGAGUCCACACAGCCGCUCCUGGAGGCUCAAGAAUCCUUCAGUCCAAAGUGCUACCAUAAUAUGGCAACUGAUGGGAUGCCGAGGGAGCAGUGUUUUUUUGGACCGUGCGAUGACUGUAUAGCAGAAGAAGGGGCAGACCCAGUCGUUCUUUGGGAUGAUUUCCCUUUUUUACGAGCAUUAGCCUUGAAUGAUACUCAGAAUGACUAAAAGUUCUUCCCUGAUUAUAAGAAUAGCUGCUUUGCAAGAUUUUCAUGUAGAUCUGAGUUUGUGAUAAGUUGAUCCAGUGUAGCACACAGCUGUAAAUACAUACUAGGUAUGCUAGGUUUGAUGCUAAAAAUCAUGUUGAUAUUUAAUGAUUAUGAUGUCCAUGUUUUAUCUGUACCAAACUUUGUAUAAAUGAUAUUGUUGUGUGUUAUAAACUCAUCAAGCACUUAAUAAGAAACAGCUGUGCUACUGCUUAUUCAUUCAGCAGUGCAGUGCAUAAAAUCAUCAUCUUCAGUUAGCAUUCACAUCACACAUCAGAAUGUGGAAACAAAAUCUUUGUGACUUUGACCAUAGGAUGCUUGUUGUUGUGCCAGACAGGCUGGACAGAAUGGUGUGAAAAACACCAGUGAGUGGCAGUUGUGAAGACAGAAACACCUUGUUCAUGAGAGAAGUCAGAGGAGAAUGUCCAGACUGGCUGGAGCUGACAGAAAGGCUACGGUAACUCAGAUAAUCACUCUUUACAGUUGUGGUGGACAGAAAAAGUAUUUCAGAAUGCACAACACGUUGAACCUUGAGUCCAAAUGGGCUACAACAGAAGACCAUGUCAGGUUUCACUCCUGUCCGCCAAGAACAGAAAUCUGAGGCCGCAGUGGGAACAGACUCAUCGAAAAUGGACGGCCGAAGACUGAAAAAACGUGGCCUGGUCUGAUGAAUCUCAAUUUCUGCUGAGGCAGCAGAUGGUAGGGUCAGAAUUUGAUGUCAACAGCAUAAAUCCAUGGACCCAACCUGCCUUGUGUCACUAUGAGGAGGCUGGUAUGAGGAAUGUUCUCUUAAGAAACAUAAUACCAAUCAAUCAUCGUUUGAAUGCCACAGCGUAUCUGAGUAUUGUUUCUGACCAUGUCGUCUCAAACUGGUUUGAAGAACAUGACAAUGAGUUCAGUGAACUUAAAUGGCCUCAGCAGUCACCAUAUCUGAAUCCAAUUGAAGACUUUUUAGAUGUGGUAGAAUGGCAGAUUGGCAGCAUAAAUGGGCAGAAAUUGUGGGAUGAAAUCAUGUCAACAUGGACAGGAUCUCAAAGUAAUGCUUCCAACAUCUUGUGGAAUCCACAAAAGUACUUUUAUGCUAGAAAGACAUGGUCUAAACAGUUUCUUUGAAUAAAAAAUAUUAAAUCCUA